UAAAAGGAAGAAGAAGAGAUAUAGGUUCUUUAUUUCCUUAUUCUGUAGGUCAUCUCUUUCUGGGAAUCGAAAUUGAAAUUUAUUUAGAUUUCUAUUAAAUUUUGUCGUUAAAUUUAUAAAGCAAAACUUACAUUCUACAUAGGAUACGUCCAAAGAAACAAUGGCCACUCUGAGAUCAGUUUCGCGUCUUCUAAGCAAUAAAGCCAUUACUAAUACUCUCAAGAGAGGAUAUGCAGAGGAAAUGAGCUUCACUUUUGCUGCAGGUAACCAGGUGUAUUAUGAUUCUCAAAGCAUUAAACAAGUGGACGUGCCCUCUUUUUCUGGAAGUUUCGGUAUCCUCCCACAACAUGUUCCCACAUUAGCCGUUCUGAAACCCGGAGUUGUAUCUGUAUAUGAAGAUGGGGGUAAUGUUAAGAAAAUUUUUGUAUCUAGUGGUACUGUCACCAUAAACGAUGAUUCGUCAGUACAGAUAUUGGCUGAAGAAGCUCAUCCAGUGGAAAAUAUUGAUCUUUCAGCAGCGAGGGAUAUUCUUAGUAAAGCACAGAGUCAAUUGUCAUCUGCUGCAAAUGAUCAGGCUCGAGCUGAAGCUGAAAUUGCAAUAGAAGUUGGGGAAGCAUUAGUUAAGGCCGCUGAAUAAAUUUAGAUAAAAUUCAAUUCAACAUUAUUGUCAUAGCAUACAAUACAAAAAAUACUGUCUAUAUAUUAUUGAAAUAGAAAACUAAUAACAUU
This is a messenger RNA of Cylas formicarius (sweet potato weevil), 729 nucleotides long. It is a transcript of the gene ATPsyndelta, whose product is annotated as ATP synthase subunit delta, mitochondrial. Gene Ontology annotation, biological process: proton motive force-driven ATP synthesis. The transcript has 5 exons. The record is from RefSeq and is a predicted model, not a curated record. Gene Ontology annotation, molecular function: proton-transporting ATP synthase activity, rotational mechanism. The coding region runs from base 161 to 637 and encodes 158 amino acids. NCBI's taxonomy places the organism in Eukaryota, Metazoa, Arthropoda, Insecta, Coleoptera, Brentidae.